Messenger RNA from Zophobas morio, 882 nucleotides. RefSeq lists its product as uncharacterized. Gene Ontology annotation, molecular function: aspartic-type endopeptidase activity. Bases 1 to 882 code for a protein of 293 amino acids. The transcript is spliced from 4 exons. Gene Ontology annotation, biological process: proteolysis. NCBI's taxonomy places the organism in Eukaryota, Metazoa, Arthropoda, Insecta, Coleoptera, Tenebrionidae. The record is from RefSeq and is a predicted model, not a curated record.
AUGAAAACGGCAUGUGUUAUUUUCACGAAAAAUUCGGGGCCGCCACCCGGAAAUGCUACAGACCAUGCGGCACGCGCCGACGGGAGACAGCACCGUCUCUUUGUGGCAGAUCCCAACUCCAGUAUUCGUUAUCUUAUCGAUACCGGAGCAGAAAUAUCUGUCCUGCCCAAAACCUUCGCAGCCAACAACACUGCGAUACAUACGUAUGGAGAGAAACUAAUGGUUCUCGACUUGAAGCUGCGAACAACUUUCAAAUGGAUUUUUGUUAUAGCCGAUAUUGAAAAACCUAUCAUUGGUGCAGAUUUCCUACCACUAGUAGAUUCGAUGACCAAACUGUCUGCACAUGGAAGUUUGCUACCUUGUGGCAACAAUGCAAUCACCACAGUGGCAAAAAUUUCCACCUAUCAUAACCUUUUAGCGCAGUGCCCAGAAAUCACAAGAGCACCACCCCCAGUCAGCAACAUCCCCAACCCAGUUGCACACCACAUUUUCACCACAGGACCCCCAAAUGCGGAGAAACCUCGAAGAUUGGCACCAGACAAGCUGAAAGCGGCGAAAACGGAAUUUCAGUACAUGCUGGACCAAGCUUGGUGCCGACCAUCUAGCAGCCCUUGGGCGAGUCCGUUCCAUCUAGUCCCCAAGAAAGCCCCGGGAGAAUGUAGGGCUUUCUUGGGGACUAGAUGGAGCGGAUGGUGGGGAUUACCGAAGACUGAACGGAGUGACAACUCCAGAUGGAAGGCAAGCAAGACCGUCUUCUCCACAGUCGACCUAGUGCGCGCGUACCACCAGAUCCGAGUAGCUGACGAAGACAUACCCAAAACAGCCGUAUGCACACCGUUCGGGUUAUAUGAAUUUACGGUCAUGACAUUCGGUAAAAAAUAA